AUGAUGAAUCGUAAAUCUACCAACCGAAUGAGGGAUUCACCAAAAUAUGGAACAAGAUAUGGAAAAAUGAAUAACAGAAGUACAAGGAAAUCUUGUCAUAUAUUGUCUUUGUCCUUAAACACGAGCAAGGGCCUAGAAUUAAAAUGUAUCCCCUAG
Molecule: messenger RNA, 156 nt
Organism: Vairimorpha ceranae
Lineage: Eukaryota; Fungi; Microsporidia; Nosematidae
Exons: 1
Coding region: 1-156 (51 amino acids)
Source: RefSeq, a predicted model, not a curated record